Patiria miniata (bat star) is the source of this 3744-nucleotide messenger RNA. RefSeq names its product mediator of RNA polymerase II transcription subunit 17-like (gene med17). Gene Ontology annotation, molecular function: transcription coregulator activity. The transcript is spliced from 14 exons. Lineage: Eukaryota; Metazoa; Echinodermata; Asteroidea; Valvatida; Asterinidae. Gene Ontology annotation, cellular component: mediator complex; core mediator complex. Bases 98 to 2086 code for a protein of 662 amino acids. The record is from RefSeq and is a predicted model, not a curated record. Gene Ontology annotation, biological process: regulation of transcription by RNA polymerase II.
UGGCUAUUUUUAAUAUGAAAACAUAGGGAAUUCCUUGAUCAAUCUAUCUUUAUUUAGGGCUCCAGCAGGAAGGAUUGUGGCUACCGAAGUUGUGAAGAUGGAUUCUGUAACCGUUUCUAUCGAAUCGCUGCAGGAGUUUCAAGUACAAGAGGUGUCUCUCGAUGGACAGGAGACAUAUACUAAACCUCUGUCCAUGUCGGAGAGCCUUGCCAAGCUUGCCCAUAAGAUUGAUUUUACCAAACCGGAGGGUGAGGAGAUAGACGGCGCUCUUGCUGAUGAGGAUAAAGACACAAAGAAGGCUGACGUCAAGGAGGAAUCGCCAGCAGUGCAAGCCGUACAGUGGCCCUGGGAAUCGGUGCACAGUAAACUCAGGUGUGCCCUGACUGAAAUCAGCGUGUUGUCAGACAUCUUGCACAUUUGCCGAUGGGCUAAGGAUCCUCGUUACAUGGUGCUAGAUCCUGUCUCCCAAGAACCAACACAAUCCAAGCAAAUCAUUCAGCUCUUGGACAAGAAAAAGAGUCUGGGAGUUGCAGCAUCCGUCCUCAAGAGCGGAGCAAAUCGUAUGAUGCGACAACCCCUGAAUGCCACCACUGCCAGCCCACAGAAGUCCCAGCAUCAGAAUGACUUCCAUGCAGACCUGCUGAGGUUGAGGCAACACUGGCGCCUCAAGAAAGUGGGCAGUAAUAUCCUGGGCGAUCUCAGCUUCAGAACAGCUGGAUCCCGCUUUUGGCACAAUGGAACCUUUGAGGUGACCAAGAUAACCGACGUGGAUUGUGAUGCAACCGAAAAGAAGAAUGUGACUCCACUGAAGGUGACCAUCCCAUCAGACAUAGAGGGCACCAGUCACAUCCAAGUACUCAUACAAGAAGGAGAAGCAGAGAUUGCCACAGCGUCCUUGUCACAGCCCAGUAGGAGCCGUGUUUCAGCUGAUGCUCACUGGCAAGAGAGGCUCGAGGCGGCACAGACUGUGCUCUUCUGCAAGGAGGUCUUUGCUCAGAUUGCGCGAGAGGCAGUACAACUAAGAUCACCGGUGCCCCACAUCGUAGUUGGCAAUCAGAUCUUCUGCACACUUUUCCCCGGUGUCCGGCUCUGCCUUGCGUUAUGCCACAAUACCAGUAUGGAUUCACAGGUAGGCACUCAGUCAUACAGAACCGGACUGAAGUGUAGAUAUCACUUAGGAUACCAGUCAACCUCCAGUUUUGAUUUUCGACUCGGGAUUGAACCCUUGAGGCAGCCCAAUCACAGCCACGCCUUGGAGCACUCCCUGCAUCAGCUCCUGAGAGAGCUUCACCGCAGCAACUUGAGCGGAACCACGCCCCGGCCCAUCACAGCAUCGUUGACGGUCAGCAAGAAGCGACGAUUGGCUGGACCUCAGGCCAUCAGCCGGAAAGAACUGACCGACAGCCAACAAGGGGAGUGCUUGUUGGAGAAGGUCUUGAAACAAGCUAAGCACAUUGUUUUGAGGAAAAGGGUAGCCGACGUGAUCAACCAGCUAUCCAGUGACCUACAAGAUCCUGUCAUUCUAGUGCAUUGGAGUGCACACACUCAACCGCUGGUGUCUACAGCAAAGAUCCACAUCUCAACUAGCGGCUAUGAGCAGAUGGCCAUGAUAUUGCUUCAACUUACUGUGGAAGUAGACCAGAUUCGAGUGCUGUGUAAGGACGGUCGUGUCAUCCAUGCCAAUUAUGAGCAGCAACAGUUGAAGGACUUGCUUCGAUGCCAGAUAUCCCAGCAUCAGAUUGCCUGCGUGUUUUCCCUGUCCAAAUCAAUGAAUAUGCAUGUCCUACAUUAUAACCUCCAUCUUGGCGUUGGUUCUGCCUCCAAGCUUGGCAACGCUUCAUCGGUGCUCAUCUCCACCCACCAUGGCCAGAGGACGCUGGCUGUACGGAGCGACCCCCUAAAUGGCAUACGAGUCCAGGUGAAGGGAUGCAAGAACCCUCAUGAUACCGAACAGAAGAGCAACGUGGUGACAGAUCCAAAGUGGGAGACCAUCAUGACGGACUACCGGGAGGUAGACAUGGACCGGAUACCGGGCAGAACCUUUGUCAACAAGAUGGAGUUACUGAUGGCUGUGCUUGCGUCAUGAGGGGGAACUGUUAAAAAACAUUGCACACCGCUUUGAAGACUGGCUCUCCAAAGUUGCUCUGAACCAAGUAGCAGUUGGAGCAACUUGGGUCAAACCAACCAGAGUAUGGUUUCAAACAUAAUAUGUACAGUGGAACGCCGCUAUAACGAACAUUGUGGGAUCCACAGAAAAUGUUCAGAAUAGUGAUCGUUCGGUAUGGGCUCCGUGCACAAGUACCCCAUCAAUGGCCUGAAAAGGAGAGUUGGGGGUGACCUAGACUGGUUCCUGAUCCAUCCACUGCGUAUUUCAAAUGAUAUCCAAAGUUAUUGGGAUCGGGGAUUAGUCUGGGAGACCAUUAGAUUAAAUUUGAACGUAUUUGAAUGUAUUCGCGCGCCGACGACACCUGACACUCACGCACGAAGACGCUAUGGCUUGGCUUUGUGCACAUUCAGGAAAUAAAUAAGUCGUGCCUACUUCGGGCGCGAACUACAGUGUGCACACGCGGUGUCCUGUCCAAGGGGCACUCAGAAUUGGUAAAAGCACGCCCUCUUUUGUUGGCGCACGGAGCCCAUAGCAAUUGUAAGCUGCCAGUGCUCCGGUACUUCAAUAUAUAGCGCCCUUCAGAACUUCACCCUUCACGCCCUGGUUGUUACUGAAAGACGACUUGAAUUAUGUAAUUACAAAGUUUUUGAGCUUACUACCUACAGCAAUGGGUGGCUUUCCCCUUUUAUCACUUGUCGCUCUUCUGCUGACAUUUUUUGGAACAACAAUGUUCAGUAGGUUUUGUACACAUCAUCGUCAUCAAAUAGUCUACAUUUUAUACUCUGAAACUGUUACCUGAUAAAGAAUGGUGCCAAUGUACACUUUCGUUUAUCUGCUAGACUUUGUGUAAAGUAAACGAAUAUGGUCACAAUUAAAUUGAAUUUAUCUCAAUUCAUUGUAUUACAAACGGAAAUGCUUAAUGGGGGUGACAUGAAGUUUGCACUGGAACUUAUGCAAAUAUUUUUCCUCUGAAAUGUAUGAAAACUACGAGAGAUCCCUUUUUGGUUAAUAUGUUUGUAAAUCCACUUUUUUAACAUUUAAUAUAUUCCAUGCUUUUUUCUGACAACUGAGGGCGCUGUUUCUGUGAUGUCACAUUAGGCUCACACUAAGGGUUUUCUGUUCUUAUUGUGAACCCUAAUUUUUGGUAACUGAAAACAUUUGUGAAUAAAUUGUGUUCAUAGACUUACUUUCAUGUACUGAUACAACAGACAAUGUAUCACCAAUGCCAAAAAAAUCACAAUUGCAAAACCCGAAAAUUCUGGAAACUUUUGAUGCUGGAGCAAAUUUCUGCCUAAAAUGACAUUGAACAGAACUCAUACUCAUAGCAAGAAUGUUAACUGUUGGAGUAAAAAGGCCCAAGGUACCACAUUUUUGAAGCGCUGCUAGAAUGAAAAACCUGAUGUUGUUGGGACUGAGUCUUGCUCAACAGCUUUGUUACUUCUCAAUAUUACUCUGCGUAAUUGCACGUGGCUGUAAACAUAAAACAUAAUUUGUUGGAAUUCAAAAAAACCUGAACGUUUUGGAGAACAUGAAAAUACACGUUUUUGCAUCAGUGAAUUGAAGAGAAAAAUAGUAAAUCGGCAAUUCAUUCUUUUUAAUAAAAUGUGCGGUUAUGUGCCGGCAUGCGAAUAACACGA